AUGCGUCGUACCAGGAGUGUAAGUAACGAAGAUCUUUUGUACGAGGCAGAGAUAGAGAGACUUGUACGACGAAACAACGGUGACAGACGUAGGGUAGAGCAAGAAGCACAGGCAAGAGAGAGGCAGUUAGAAGUAGAAAGAGAGAUGGCAGAAAACCCGGAAGGACAGAAUGAUAAUGCCAACAAGACCCUUCGAGACAUGAUGUUUCCAAGCAACCUGAACCUCCGGCCUUCAGCCAUAGUACUACCGGAGAUCACUGGAAAUUGGGAAUUGAAGCAUACUCUUAUCCAGAUUUUGCCCAAGUACAGUGAUAUGCCCGGAGAGGAUCCUCAAAGGCAUUUACAAGACUUUGAGAUGGUAUGUGGAACAGUGCGCACCGCGAGUCAAGCCCUUGGCAAGUACAUCCGACUCCUCACUUUUCCGUUCUCUUUAUUAGAGGGAGCGAGGGAGUGGUUGUACGAUUUGCCCGAAGGAAGCAUUCGGACCUGGCAGGAGCUGCAGAGCAAGUUUUUGGAGCAAUACUUUCCAGCCGCCCGAAUCCAGAAUUUGAGAACUCGAAUCAGUAACAUCAAGAUGGGGUUGGGAGAAAUUCUAUAUGAGUACUGGGGAAGGUUCAAGCAGAUGUUGGCCAAAUGCCCACAACACCAAAUACUGGAUCAUGACCUUAUUCGGUAUUUCGUGGGAGGACUCCGUAGGCAAGAUAGGCAAUGGUUACACGCUGCAUGUGGAGGAUCGAUCCUCAACAAGUUCGCAGCGGAGGCUUUCAAGCUCAUAGCUGAUAUGGCCGAGGAAUCAAGAGAUGAGGAAGGAACUAUAGUCAGAACUACUCCGGUGCAACCUCCUUCUGCCCAAGAUGAAAAGCUGGACAAGUUGUGCAACAUGUUCGAGAAAUUCAUGACGAAUCAAGGAACACCUAAUCAAGGGAGCCCCAACAUUCGGAAGCCUGUGAAGGCAUGUCAACUUUGCAUGGCAAACUCACAUGCAACCGAUGAAUGUCCACAACUUUUCGAAGAUGAAGAGCUUAAUGCUAUUGGGCAGCAGCCGGGAGGAAACAACGGAGGGCAAAACCAGAAACCUUUUGAGCCUUACAGGCAGCAGAACAAUAAUCAAGGAUGGAGGCAACAUGAGAACCUUCGGUACGGCAACAACAACUUUUUGAGGCCAAACCAAGCGCAGACGACUAACCCACCACAAUACUCGCAACAACCUCAACAGGCAAGAAGAUCUUCCCUAUCAGAGCUUGUACAUCAAAUGGCCCAACAACAAGUGAAGUUCCAGCAAGAGACCGAGAAGUUCAUAAUGGAGACAAGAGGAGGAAUGCAGAAUGUGAACUCUCAACUAUCGCACUUGCCCAAGCAGUCGCCAGACUUGAAAGCAAGCAAAGGGAACUCCCAUCCCAAGUGGAGGUAA
Molecule: messenger RNA, 1410 nt
Organism: Salvia miltiorrhiza (redroot sage)
Lineage: Eukaryota; Viridiplantae; Streptophyta; Magnoliopsida; Lamiales; Lamiaceae
Exons: 1
Coding region: 1-1410 (469 amino acids)
Source: RefSeq, a predicted model, not a curated record